Messenger RNA from Aegilops tauschii subsp. strangulata, 1254 nucleotides. The record is from RefSeq and is a predicted model, not a curated record. Lineage: Eukaryota; Viridiplantae; Streptophyta; Magnoliopsida; Poales; Poaceae.
AUGGCUCGAGUCGAGAAGCCCUCUACCUUGAAAGUGACUCCGGAGGAGAAAGCGAAGGUGAAGGUGUUGGUCGAGCAAGUGGUCCAGCUUGUCCGCGACGGCGUGACUGGCAUGGAUCUGUUAGAGGUCUUUCUCAGUCGACGCAUUCAGCCGCUUCAAGCUCGUGAUCAUCCGAUGUGGCUGUAUUCAGGGAUUGACGACACCACUCGGAUCCACCCGGAGGAAGUUGACGGGGAUACGGUGGCGCAGUGGCUGCAGGGCUUCACCGGAAACAAGGAUAAUCCCAGAGGGUCUAGGAGGAUUCCUCCACUCGACAACUCUUAUGAACCAGACAAGGUCUUCACCGAGAUGUACUCGAUGCCCAAUGGGGAGGCAAGCGGAGGCGAAAGCGGCGAGUGGCACUCUGACGGAGGAGAAGAUGAUGAAAGCGACGACUCAGGUGAUAGUGAAGAAGUUGACUCACCACCUCGCACCGAAAGGCGAACCAAGCACGACCAUGACCCAGCAAGUAUCCGUGGCAAAGCGACUGCGCAGACUGGUCAGUCUUCGAAGCGCCCUCGGGCGUCCUCUCCUGUACUGACUGAGAAGGCCCCGAAGCAAUCCAAAGUUACACCGCCAAAACCUCGGAAGGCCUUGCCCAAGAUCAAAGUGGUUGUUCCCAUUGCUUCCGGUGCUGCUACGUCUGGGACUUCUGCUUACAGAGAUGGUGACGAGGAAAUGGAAGACGCGGUCACUUCUAACCCGGCUCCUCCCAAUGUCAUUGAUCUUCCAGACGAUGACGAGGAUGUGCCGCUGAGGCCCAUGGGAAGGAGAAGCAGGAAGAAAUCAACUGCGUCAACUGCACAGAUUCCAGCCGAUCCACCGUCUUCACUCUUCACUGCGCAUCACGUCCCAGAGGACCAAGUAGGUGCUGCCAAGGAAGCCAUACGCCAGGCAGGCAUCAUGAUGGAGCAGAUGAAGGUGGUUCGGGAGGCCAGUCAAGCUGCUUAUGACGCCAGCUCAGCUCUCCAGAGCAACGUCCAGAAAUCUUGUGAACUUGGAGCUCGGUUUGCUGACUUGGAUCAGAAGCAGAUUCAGCUCAAUCUUGAUCUGGAGCUGGCCAAGACAAACUUGCAGAAGGCCAACGAUGAAGCCAUUGAAACAAUGAAGAAGGCUCUGGCGCAGAAGGAUCUGGAUCUUGCAGCCGCGCAGAAAGCAACAGAAGAGAAAACUGCACUCGCCGACCAGAAGCGGGCUUCAGUCAAAUUCUGCUAG